Molecule: messenger RNA, 1876 nt
Organism: Juglans microcarpa x Juglans regia
Lineage: Eukaryota; Viridiplantae; Streptophyta; Magnoliopsida; Fagales; Juglandaceae
Product: ankyrin repeat-containing protein NPR4-like
Exons: 2
Coding region: 598-1413 (271 amino acids)
Molecular function (GO): protein binding
Source: RefSeq, a predicted model, not a curated record
CUGUGUGUUGAGCGAGGCUCGAGUGAACACUAGGGCUGCCGUCCAUUCGAGCUGAGUGUCAAGUAGGUGACGAGCAAACUCUCUACUUGGAUCUUGCUCGAGGUGAGUGUCGAGUGAUUUCUCUGUAUAGGUCUCACUCAAGUUGACUGUUGAGCAACUGAUGAAUGAAUAAUCUGUCUGAAGCUUCGCUCAAGCGACAAAACUACUGCUCGAGCGAACAAUCAGUAGAUGUGCUUUUUCAACAAGAAUCAAGCCACCUCAACCUUUCAUUAUAAUGGCAACUAAGCAUAUGCAUGGAGAAUCAAUCCCAAAUUAAUAUUGAUGAUCCCUCGAAUAAGAGGGGGUCGAGCAAAUCUCAUAAGUUACAAAGCUAAAUAUUAUUAUUAUUGUUAUUGUUAUUAUUAUUAUUAUUAUUAUUAUUAUUAAUUUUGUUAUUUUCCUUAUAUUAUUGACCUUUCGGGUUAAUAUAUAGGUGGGAACGAACUAGAAGAUCCUAUAUUAAUUGCUGCGCGAAAUGGCAUUUCCGAAAUUGUAGAGAAAGUUCUGGAACUGAUUCCGAUUGCCAUAAAUGAAGUGAAUAAAGAAAACAAGAAUGUAAUGUUGUUGGCGGUGCAGUACAGACAACCACAUGUAUUUCAAAUACUGCUGAAAAAAAAUAUCAUGAUCAGAGACAGGGUGUUACGAGUGGAGGCUACAAGUGGGAAUAAUGCAGCUCAUCUCGCGGCUGAGCUUGGAGAAUAUAGGCCUUGGCUAAUUCCCCGGGAAGCCUUGCAAAUUCAAUAUGAAAUCAAGUGGUUUGAGUUCGUGACAGAGUCCAUUCCUUCUAACUUUCUUACCCGCCGGAACGAAGCCAAAAUGACCCCUGAGGAACUGUUCGUCAAGAAUCACAAGGAUCUCGUCCAGGAUGGUGGCAAAUGGUUACAUAAAACCUCUGAAUCCUACUCUGUUGUCGCUGGACUCAUAGCCACUGUGGCCUUUGCCACCUCCACCGCAGUUCCUGGAGGCAUCAGGGAUAAUAUUGGCAUUCCCACAUUUGAAAACAAAACCCCAUUCCACCUCUUUGCCAUCUCAUCACUCAUCGCACUCUGCUUCUCGGUCACGGCUUUGGUAACGUUCCUCUCCAUCUCAACAUCAAGGAAUAAAGAAAGAGAUUUCGGAAAGGACUUGCCAAUGAAGCUCUUGAUAGGUUUAACGUCCUUGUUCUUUGCCAUAGCCGCGAUGCUGAUUUCCUUCUGCUCGGGACAUCUCUUUGUGAUAGACGAUAAGUUAAAAUAUGUGGCGUAUCCAGUGCAUGCGGCAACCUACCUACCGGUAACUUUAUUUGCUGUGAUGCAGUUUCCACUGUAUUUUGAUAUUAUAGAAUCUACCUUCAGGAAGGUGCCCCGACGUAGCUACAAGGCGUCCGUUCUCUAAUUAAUGUGCCUUUUUUCUAUUUGGUUUUCCUUUUUCGUUUCUCCUUUUUUGUAUUUUAUAUAUGGAAUAAGGUUCUCUCCGUGUGUGAUUACGUUUGAUCUGUUUUUGACAAAAAAGAAAAAAGAACUAUUUGGCAUGAUAUAUUAUAUAUAAAAUGUACGAUGAAAUUAAUGUUUUAAUACAAUUAUCUUUCCUAUCGCUUGUUGAUCUGUCUCAUCAUUAAAACCCGCCUUUGGUUUCUUUGUGCUAGCACACUUGCUUUAGGGCUUGCAUACUAUUGCACGUCCUAAGUUGUUAAUUCGAAUGCAAAAGAAGAGAGGAAAGUUGAACUUUUAAUUUCUGGCUAGAGUGUGGCGCCCUUAACCCUUUUGCAGAAGUCGUGACGUUGCUCAGAUAUUGUUGGCCUCAAGGAUUCCACAUUGUUUAAUUAGGCUACAUUAACUUCUACAUAAUAUACAUUAGU